Molecule: messenger RNA, 1856 nt
Organism: Cyprinus carpio (common carp)
Lineage: Eukaryota; Metazoa; Chordata; Actinopteri; Cypriniformes; Cyprinidae
Product: glutamate-ammonia ligase (glutamine synthase) b
Cellular component (GO): cytoplasm
Molecular function (GO): glutamine synthetase activity
Source: RefSeq, a predicted model, not a curated record
UUUGCGAACAAAAGACUCGUCCCGACACGCGCGCGGAUGAAUAGCCUGUUUUCCAUGGUGUCCAAUGAAAUGCUCCUUUAACAUGACGUCCCCUAGCCAUGCUCACAUCACGUUUUACUCCAUCCAAUCAGGAGCGGAAGGAUCUGAACCCCUCUUUAAAAGUUCGCCCAAAGCGAAAGCUGUUUGUUAAGAGGAUGAGAGACAAACAGGCAGGAAUAUUUUCUAAAACCCUCUGGAAAUACUGGCACUCGUAUAGUGACUGUUUCUUUUCGUUGAUAGGUUUGAUAUAGCACCACCAUGGCCGCUUCAGCCAGUUCCAAGCUGAGCAAAGCUGUGAAACAGCAGUACAUGGACCUCCCUCAAGGAGACCAGGUUCAAGCUAUGUACAUUUGGAUUGAUGGAACCGGAGAGGGAUUGAGAUGCAAGACCAGGACUCUAGAUUCAGAACCUAAGACCAUUGAAGAUCUUCCUGAAUGGAACUUUGAUGGUUCCAGCACAUAUCAGUCUGAGGGGUCCAACAGUGACAUGUACUUGAUCCCACAAGCCAUGUUCAGAGACCCCUUCAGGAAGGACCCCAACAAACUGGUUCUGUGUGAAGUCCUCAAAUACAACCGCAAACCUGCAGAAACCAACCUUCGUCAGAUGUGUAAAAAGAUCAUGGGUAUGGUGCAGAACCAGCAUCCUUGGUUUGGAAUGGAACAAGAGUACACUCUUCUUGGCACAGAUGGUCAUCCAUUUGGUUGGCCCUCCAAUGGCUUCCCUGGACCUCAAGGUCCAUACUACUGUGGUGUGGGAGCCGAUAAGGCCUAUGGACGAGAUGUUGUAGAAGCCCAUUAUAGAGCCUGUCUGUAUGCUGGAGUAAAAAUCUGUGGCACCAAUGCUGAAGUCAUGCCUGCACAGUGGGAAUUUCAAGUUGGCCCUUGUGAGGGGAUUGAGAUGGGAGACCAUUUGUGGAUCGCCCGCUUCCUCCUGCACAGGGUUUGUGAGGACUUUGGCAUUGUGGCCUCUUUCGACCCCAAGCCCAUUCCAGGGAACUGGAAUGGAGCUGGCUGCCACACCAACUUCAGCACGAAAGAGAUGCGUGAGGAAGGGGGUUUGAAAUACAUUGAGGAGUCGAUUGAGAGGCUGGCCAAGAGACACCAGUACCAUAUCCGUGCCUAUGAUCCUAAAGGAGGGUUGGACAAUGCCAGACGACUGACCGGUCAUCACGAGACCUCCAACAUCAAUGAGUUCUCUGCUGGAGUGGCUAACCGUGGUGCUAGCAUCCGAAUCCCACGAUCUGUGGGCCAGGAAAAGAAGGGUUACUUUGAAGACCGUCGUCCCUCAGCCAACUGCGAUCCGUACGCAGUCACUGAAGCUCUUGUACGCACAUGUCUGCUCAGUGAAGAAGGCGAAGAGCCAGUGAAAUAUUAGACUGAAAUGUUGUUUUUAGUAGUGAAAUAUCUUACUGAUGCCUUGUAUUUUGAUUUCAUUAGUCCGUCUGAAAUGUGGGAUGAUUGGGUCAGUUUAUGCCACAGUUUUAGCUUUCUCACUGCCAGUGUCUUUUUAUAUCAGGUUUGUGGAUGUAAUGAUACAAUAUUCCUUUUCAGAAAUCCUAGUUUUGAUAGAGACAGAAUUUUGCAUGUAAGAUUACUGCAACUACUUGGCCUUUAAAGUUGUUCUUGUAUCAAACUCUUGAUUUGUGUUAUCAAAUUUAACAUGUAGAUAUUUUAAUGCCUUUUAUGUAUCUUUAUCAUUUUAUUCACCAGGUUAUAAAUUAUGGUACGGUUUCUAACAGGGACCAAAAUGCGUUUAUACUGAUAUGGCUCUGACUGUUCACAAGUUUGUGCAUUUUAUAUUUACAGUACCAUGGUUCC